This is a messenger RNA of Saccostrea cuccullata (small rock oyster), 1321 nucleotides long. Its product is annotated as tetraspanin-9-like. The transcript is spliced from 8 exons. The record is from RefSeq and is a predicted model, not a curated record. NCBI's taxonomy places the organism in Eukaryota, Metazoa, Mollusca, Bivalvia, Ostreida, Ostreidae. Gene Ontology annotation, cellular component: plasma membrane. The coding region runs from base 134 to 979 and encodes 281 amino acids.
ACGAUCUUUAGACGUCGAUGUAUUUGGAAAUAACCAUUUACGCAGUGUGUAAAAAUAUUUCCAUGUCAUAAAUUCUCGUUUAAGUGAGGAAUAUACUAGAGAGAAGAGAUUAUCAAGGGUGUAAUUAUUCAAAAUGGCGCUGUCUUGCGGAGGAAAAUGUGUCAAAUUUUUCUUAGUGGUCAUCAACCUAAUAUUUAUGUUGCUCGGGCUUGGAAUCCUUAUUCCAGGAAUUUUGAUGCUUGCUGAUGUUGAUGUCAUCAAUGAUGAAGUAUUGCCCCUGCUACAACAGCUGUCAUUCGGUGCGUUAAACGUUGGGGACCUGGCCAAAAAUCUGUCUGUGACCUUGAUCGUUUUUGGCGCCUUUGUCCUCAUUGUCUCAACACUAGGCUGUUGCGGGGCCUUCUGUCAGCAGAAGUGCUGCCUCAUCAUUUAUGCCAUUGUAGUGCUGGUGUUCUUCCUGGCUAAGCUGGUGGUUGUUAUUUUGUGGAUUGUUAUGAACGACAAGAUCCAAAGUUGGAUGAAAACGGAACUUUUAAAGCAACUUCAGACCAACUAUCAAAAGGACGACUUGACAACGCAUGAAAUUUCAACUGCUUGGAACUAUAUGUUCAUGUCUCUCUCCUGUUGUGGCGUCACUGCAGUAACCGGAACAACAAAUGACUUUGAUAGUUCGGCGUGGAUCACUGGAGGCAAUAACGGAGGUAAAGAAAUCCCGAUAUUCUGCUGUACUGGAGUCACAGCCUCCAAUUACGCCUCAACGACUAACACUGCAUGCACAACUACCGUCACAUCAGGCUACCACACUAAAGGUUGUUAUGAUGCCACGUAUGAUGCCCUCAGCAGUUAUAGCACGGCGUUUAUUGUCGUCGGAGUUUUAACGCUGUUAGUCGAGAUUGUUGCGUUCGUUGGGGCCAUUAUAAUCAUAAAGAACGGAGGCGAGGACGGAACGGGAUUAUCCGGAGCUGCCAAAAUGGUGUAGCAGGAAAAUGAACGACUGUGUGUGUCCGUAAAUACUUUAUUCCGUCCAGAAAAUCAACCGUAGUGCACUUUUUGUCUCAGUAGCUUGAUCCAAAUUGUGAUCCGUCUUUGAUUUUUCUCUCUUGACAAUUCUUUGAAGCUAAACAUGUACUAUGUAUGUUUAACAUUUGUUUUAUACAAUGUGCCAUAUAUUUAAAGUUUAAAAUCAAAAUUGUACGUAUUUUACAAUAACAAAAAAAAUCUUGAAAGUUUAAAUUACACGAAUGCAUAUAUACUUGUUUUUUACGAUAUAUAACAAUUUUUUUUUUGUUCUCCGAAAUUACGCAAGUAAUUUUGCUAUAAU